AUGAAGAACACAAAACCGUCGUUUGUGGAGGGUUACCUGGGGCAGGACCGUUCUCUGGGAUUCCAUCUCCAUUCUCACUCCCUGGCUGUCUGUCCCACAGGGCCAGCAGGUGAGGGAACCCAGAUGCCAGACAAGGACAUCAAAGUCACAUUGGACAUAGAAGGCACACCUGGAGACAAAGCCAGACCAGGCACUGAGGCUUUGCGGCCAAGUGUGUUCCACAGCAUCAAGUUUUUCGUCCUGUGCCACAGCCUGCUGCAGCUGGCACAGCUCAUGAUCUCUGGCUACCUCAAGAGCUCCAUCUCCACUGUGGAGAAGCGCUUCGGCCUCUCCAGCCAGUCCUCAGGGCUGCUGGCUGCCUUCAACGAGGUGGGAAACACAGCCCUCAUUGUGUUUGUGAGCUAUUUCGGCAGCCGAGUACACCGGCCUCGACUGAUCGGCUGUGGGGCUGUCCUUGCGGCCCUGGCAGGCCUGCUCAUGAGCCUCCCACACUUCAUCUCAGAGCCAUACCGCUAUGACCACACCAGCCAUGAGGAUCUGCCACAGGACUUCGAGGCUUCCCUGUGCCUGCCCAUGACCUCAGGCCCGGCACCAGCCCCCUCCAACAGCAGCUGCUCCAGCUACACAGAGGCACAGCAUCUGGCGGUGGUGGGGAUAAUGUUCUUGGCACAGACCCUGCUUGGAGUGGGUGCUGUGCCUAUUCAGCCUUUUGGCAUCUCCUACAUCGAUGACUUUGCCCACAACAGCAACUCACCCCUCUACAUCGGGAUCCUGUUUGCAGUGACCAUGCUGGGGCCAGGUCUGGCCUAUGGGCUGGGCGGCCUCAUGCUGAGCCUUUAUGUGGACAUUGACCGGAUGCCAGAAGGUGGCAUCAGUCUGACCUCAAAGGACCCCCGAUGGGUGGGUGCCUGGUGGCUGGGCUUCCUCAUCUCUGCUGGCGCGGUGGCCCUGGCUGCCAUCCCCUACUUCUUCUUCCCCAGGGAGAUGCCCAAGGAGAAGCAUGAGCUUCGCUUCCGGACAAGGAUCUUGUCAAUUAUAGCCUCACGUGUCAGCAAAGGUGAGGGCUCCUCCUCUGAGCAAAGCCCUGGAGAAUACCCAGGGAAGCAAAAUGGCCUAGCCCAGUGUGCACCAGACCUGACUGUGAUCCAGUUCAUCAAAGUUUUCCCCAGGGUGCUGCUGCGGACCCUGCGCCACCCCAUCUUCCUGCUGGUGGCCUUGUCCCAGGUGUGCAUGUCAUCCAUGGUGGCAGGCAUGGCUACCUUCCUGCCUAAGUUUCUGGAGCGCCAGUUUUCCAUCACCGCCUCCUACGCCAAUCUGCUCAUUGGCUGCCUCACCAUCCCUUCGGCCAUCGUGGGCAUCGUGGUGGGAGGUGUCCUCGUCAAGGGCCUCCACCUGGGCCCAAAGCGCUGCGUUGCCCUCUGCCUGCUGGGGACGCUGUUAGGCCUACUUUUCAGCCUGCCGCUCUUCUUCAUCGGCUGCCCCACCCAUCAGAUUGCAGACAUCACCCCCCAGCCUGGCGCCCAGCCUGAGCCUGGGCUGUUUCCAGGCUGCUCAGAGCCCUGCUCCUGCCCAUCGGACAACUUUAACCCUGUUUGCGACCCCAGCACCCGUGUGGAGUACAUCACACCCUGCCACGCAGGCUGUACUAGCCAGGUGAUCCAGGAGGCUUUGGACAAAAGCACAGUUUUUUACACCAACUGCAGCUGUGUGGUGGGGGGCGGCUCUGUGACAGCAGGCUCCUGUGACUCAGCCUGCGGCUACCUGGUGCUGCCCUUCGUGCUCCUGAUCAGUGCGAGUGCGGCACUGGCCAGUGUCACACACACUCCCUCCUUCAUGCUCAUCCUAAGGGGAGUGAAGAAAGAAGACAAGACUUUUGCUGUGGGCAUCCAGUUCAUGCUCCUGAGAGUUUUUGCCUGGAUGCCCAGCCCCGUGAUCCAUGGCAGCGCCAUUGAUACCACCUGUGUGUACUGGGCCCAGAGCUGUGGACGUCGAGCUGUCUGCCGCUACUAUGACCACGAUCUGCUCCGAACCCGGUUCAUCGGCCUCCAGUUCUUCUUCAAGACGGGCUCCCUGGUCUGCUUCAUCUUGAUUAUGGCCAUCCUGAGGCAGCAGGACAAAGAGGCGGGAACCAAGACGACCCUGCCUAGCUGUGGCCUAGAGCAGCAGCAGUUAGAGUCAGGGCCAGAGAAGAAGCUUGAGGAGUCCAAAGUGUGA
Messenger RNA from Trichechus manatus latirostris (Florida manatee), 2214 nucleotides. It is a transcript of the gene SLCO2B1, whose product is annotated as solute carrier organic anion transporter family member 2B1. NCBI's taxonomy places the organism in Eukaryota, Metazoa, Chordata, Mammalia, Sirenia, Trichechidae. The coding region runs from base 1 to 2214 and encodes 737 amino acids. The record is from RefSeq and is a predicted model, not a curated record. Gene Ontology annotation, biological process: transmembrane transport; sodium-independent organic anion transport. The transcript is spliced from 14 exons. Gene Ontology annotation, molecular function: protein binding. Gene Ontology annotation, cellular component: plasma membrane.